Messenger RNA from Nicotiana attenuata, 884 nucleotides. RefSeq names its product serine/threonine-protein kinase-like protein At1g28390. Lineage: Eukaryota; Viridiplantae; Streptophyta; Magnoliopsida; Solanales; Solanaceae. The record is from RefSeq and is a predicted model, not a curated record. The transcript is spliced from 4 exons. The coding region runs from base 11 to 691 and encodes 226 amino acids.
UCGGCUAAAAAUGGCGGACGACGUAGAGGCACUCUUGCUGGAAUUGGGAAAGCUAGACAGCAACAUAUUUCUCUAUGAAAGAGACAAUAUUCGAUGCUUGCCUAUGGCUAGAUGUGGCCGGCUUGAUCCAGAAGAUUUCAUUCAAAACUAUAAACGUGCUCUGGAAGAAUACGAUGCAAUUGCAAAGGAGGGUCCUUCUCAAGGUUUCAACGUGGGUGAUGCAAAAAAUUUGAGCCAUGAUGAGUUGGAGAAGAUCACUAAUAGGUUCUGUGAAAAGAAUUUUAUCCAGCACAUUGGAUAUGGCAGAUUGUUCCGGGGGUUUAUAGAUGACGGUGAAGGAAUGCGGGAGGUUACUGUCAAAACAUCGGAUUUUAUCUUUCCUGGGGUUAUAAGCUAUGAUUCGUAUCCACGAAAAUUCCGGGACGAAAUUGUAUUACUUGAAAGGUCAGAAUUUAAGUCUCAUCCUUGGUUGAUGAAGUUGAUUGGCUUUUGUUUUGACAAGAAGCUCGCUGUAGUUUAUGAUAUGAAGUUCAAGACACCCUUGUGGGAUGCAGUUCGUUCUGCUGAAUUUGGGUGGAAGGAGAGAAUGAAGGUGGCAACUGAUUAUGCACUGCUCCUGAUAACAUUAAGCCGGAAGCAGUUCGAUGUUUGGUGUAAUGGUUGUACUGAUAGUAUGAUGGAUGAGGUCUGAAAUGCUAUUGCGUGUCUCUCAGUGUCAUAUACCCUGAUUCCUACCUUGAGAAUAUCUCCUACGUGUUGUCUAUUUAUUUUUUCGAUGCAGUAAUAUAACACUAAGCUGUUGGACUUUAGAGUCCAUGCAUUCCCGCAGACACUUGGGGUUUACAAUUCUGCCACUGCCUCAGGUAUCUGUGCAUCUUUAUUAC